GCCGCCUGAGGGCCGGGUCCGCUCGGGUCCCGGCGGAGCGGUGGCGGGGCGGCCGCCAUGGGGCUGGGAUCCAGCUCCGAGGGUCCCGGCGGAGGCGCCGAGGGCUUCCACGUGCACGGGGUUCAAGAGAAUUCCCCAGCCCAACAAGGAGGACUGGAACCUUUCUUUGAUUUCAUCAUUGCCAUAGGACACACGAGGCUUAACAAGGAAAACAAUAUGCUGAAAGACCUGCUGAAGGCAAAUGCUGAGAAAGCAGUGAAGCUGGAGGUGUAUAACAUCAAAACAAUGAAAAUCCGAGAGGUGGAGGUGAUCCCCAGUAACAUGUGGGGAGGACAAGGCCUCCUUGGAGCCAGUGUGAGGUUCUGCAGCUUCCAGGGAGCCAAUGAACAUGUGUGGCACGUUCUGGACGUUGAGCCUUCGUCUCCUGCGGCUCUGGCUGGUCUCCAGCCAUACACUGACUACAUUGUUGGAUCUGAUCAGAUUCUUCAGGAGUCAGAGGAUUUCUUUUCCCUGAUUGAAUCCCAUGAGGGGAAGCCACUGAAGCUGAUGGUUUAUAACACUGAAGCAGAUUCCAUCCGAGAGGUAGUUGUGACUCCCAAUGGAGCUUGGGGUGGAGAAGGAAGUUUAGGAUGUGGUAUUGGAUAUGGCUAUUUGCACAGAAUUCCAACACAGUCUGUGACAUCAAAGAAAAAGCCAGAAAGCAAACCACCUUCACCCUCACCAGAAGCUGGAACUCCUGUGCCAUCCACUAAUGGUUACACAGAGACUCCAUUGUUGGCACCUACCUCUCAGAAUGACAUCUCUGAAACAGUUAUGAACUUGGAUCAUUCCACAGAGCAAGAAAUGAGUGGUUACUCACCAGAAAGUUCCCUUUCUCCUCCUCCCCCUCUCCAGAGAGUUAUGGAUCCAGGCUUUCUAGAUAUGUCUGGAAUUUCAGUUUCUGAGUUCACAAGCUUUACAGACAGGUCCAGCAUGUCUCCAUCUGCCUCCUUCAAUGUGCCAGCAGCAGGGGCUUCUGUAGGCCCUGAAACACUAAUGCCAAAUAGUGAAGCCUCUGCUUAUUUUGAAAAUGCCUCAACUUUGGAUCCUGAAGGUUUAACCCUGUAUCCUGAAGGAUCAGGCAAGCAGCCCACACUGGAUGACCUCCUGCCUUCAAUUCCAUCUUUACCUUCUCUUGAUCUUCCUCAUGACAUUUCUUCAAAAACAACACUAGGAACUGAUGCUGAUAACCAGGAAUCCAAGCUGCUUGUGAAUAGCACUGAGAGCUCAUUAACCACUGCUCCAGAGACACCGGAGCAUGAAGCAGCAAGUGAGCAGAAAGGAGAAGCAGCUGCACAAGAUCCUGAGUGAGUGGACCCUGCUGCUCUUUACAGACUGCUGAAUGCUGCAGUGCUACAGCUUGGAAUAUUUUUCUUAUCUUGAAAGAAUUACAGUUGCUAUAUUUUGUUAGUGUAGACAAUACUAGAAAAGAAAUCACAUGAAGUACAUAUCCUGUUGUCUUUUCCAAUCACUGUUUAAUGGAUUGAUCUAUGUUCAAAAUUUGAAUGCUGUCCAAAAUCACCCAAUCAAUAGAGAAAUUAAUGCAGAAACAAGUUGGACACUGGCAGAAUGUCAAGUUCUGGAAUUCACGUUUGCCUACAAGUGCUCCUGAAUGUACUUACAAAGGCAUUGUGCCUGAACAGUGACACUUAGUGACGAUUUUAUCCCGAUGUUUGAUGGCAUUAUAAAAAUAUUUAUAGUUUUG
This is a messenger RNA of Pseudopodoces humilis (Tibetan ground-tit), 1744 nucleotides long. The record is from RefSeq and is a predicted model, not a curated record. NCBI's taxonomy places the organism in Eukaryota, Metazoa, Chordata, Aves, Passeriformes, Paridae.